UGCUGCUCAGGCAGGUUCUUAUCUCUUUGUUACUGUGUGAUCAUUCAUUAAUUGAGAACGGAAAUGAAUAUCGAUUCCCCUUAACAAUUUGAUUAGUCAAUUGGAAAGAUUUUGGGGAGGGAUAUUUUUUCCUGAUUACUUAGCCGGCGGUGAUGAGUGCGUAAAAGCACUCCAAAGCACACUCGACAGCAGAAGACCUCCGUUACGCAUGAGCUGAAGCCACCGAGUUUCACGCGUGUCUCAAACCUUAACCUGUCCAAGAUGAAGGUAUCUUUUGGCGCUUUCGUUAUCGCAGCUGGCAUCUGCGGGAUGCUAAGCUUUGCCUUUUUGGCCACUUCCCUCGGCACCGAUUAUUGGUACAUUAUAGAAAUGAAUCCCAUGAAUGUCAGCGACUUUGAGAACAUGAGUUCCCACUCGGGACUGUGGAGCAUCAACGAAGGUGGGAAGAUGUACACGGGCUCUAUCGACUCGUUCACAGUUGACUACUCCGGGGUCUCCGAUACCGAGCUGCGCAUGCUGAACAUGCACAGUGCAAUUGUGGUGAUGCUUCCCCUCAGCCUGGUUCUGUUGCUCUUUGGAGGCAUCUGUGGAUUGGUCAGCUCCCUGGCUCGUAGCCCGAUCCUCCUCACCGGCACGGCGUCGUACUUCUUCAUCUGCAGUCUGCUGACUAUGUGCGGCGCCAGUCUCUACAUCAUUUACUCGAACCAGGCACUGGCUGAGACUGAGAGGCUGGUGGGUCAGGAGGGUCUGGCCUACAUUCACACGUCUUUCGGCUGGUCCUUCGGUCUAGCCUGGCUCUCCUACGGCCUGGAGCUCCUCACUGGAGUACUGUUGCUUACAGCUGCACAAAUGGCCAAGCUCCAGCACACCAGUCCCAUCAUGGCCUAACAUAAUCAGUGCAGUGGGCCUAUGGUGUUCUAGAUGAGAACUGAACUGUGUGUGAAUACUAGAGAAAGGAAAGGAUGACGAUGCGGUGUGAUUCUACCUUCACACAGACUCCAAAGGCUAUCAUAAAAAUUGAUGUGGAGCGAACUGUUUUAUGGAUCUAUUUUCCUUCAGUUUGGGCAGUUCUGACUUUCUGACGAUGAGGUCCAAGUAAGGAGGCGGAUUUAUACUGUCAAUUACAUUUGACCAAUGACGCCCUCUUGUGGUGGGGGUUGAAUUUGCACCUCAUACACGGAGUGUAUCUGUUGAUCAUACUGUUGUCCCAAACU
Messenger RNA from Maylandia zebra (zebra mbuna), 1214 nucleotides. RefSeq names its product transmembrane protein 235b (gene tmem235b). Lineage: Eukaryota; Metazoa; Chordata; Actinopteri; Cichliformes; Cichlidae. The record is from RefSeq and is a predicted model, not a curated record. Gene Ontology annotation, cellular component: apical plasma membrane.